Molecule: messenger RNA, 2117 nt
Organism: Exaiptasia diaphana
Lineage: Eukaryota; Metazoa; Cnidaria; Anthozoa; Actiniaria; Aiptasiidae
Product: roundabout homolog 2
Exons: 5
Coding region: 103-1530 (475 amino acids)
Biological process (GO): axon guidance; cell adhesion
Cellular component (GO): plasma membrane
Molecular function (GO): protein binding
Source: RefSeq, a predicted model, not a curated record
UCAACAAUUCUUUACACAGGUCAGACUCAMAGCMACAAAUKGAAAAGGUCCCUCACGAGAAGAUCUUAUUCAGCUCCUGUUAUUAAUGUUUUUCCAAGUUCCAUGACCGUAACAGAAGGAGACACUGCCAGUUUGUACUGCCAAGCCACAGGAAACCCGCAGCCAAUAAUGAAAUGGGAAAAAUUGAAAUCUUCCCUKCCAUURGGSAGAUAUUCUAUGCAAACCUCUGGACAAGGUGUUCUAUURCUAWUACGUAACGUGAAACUCAGUGACCAGGGRAAGUAUCAAUGCAAAGCUAAAAAUACUGCACAGGGACAAGCUACAGCGUUCGCUACACUAACUGUCAAAGCUAAGCCAGUCCAGAUUCCUGUCCUGAUAACCAAGACUCCAGAGUCAAUUAUCACCAAAGAAGGGGAAAACGUAACGUUURCAUGUGAUGCGACCGGGAUUCCUGUGCCAACAGUAACAUGGUCAAAAGCAUUCUCUACUGAAAAUUCAUCUAUCGGACACUCACAGGAGCGCAAAGCCAGACCUGGAAAGCYAGACAUUUUAUYAUCUACUCUAACGCUUGUCAAUGUGACGGSAAACGACAGUGGACUUUAYGUGUGCAAAGCAGAGAAUCWGAUGAAUUCUGUUACGAGAUGGGCGCAGUUGAUGGUAGUUCGYCCACCGGUUUUCCAAUUUACUACUAAACCUCCACCAGAAUACACAGCUAUAGAAGGUCACCAAAUCGYUCUUCMCUGCCAAGCCAGKAACGCUGAAUCGAUUCKCUGGACAUCUUCAAAUAAGAAGUUAGUAGGGCGAGCUGUGCAGCAUAGCAAUGGMACCCUUGUGAUACCUAUAGUCACACCUAAAGAUCAUGGAGUAUACACUUGUCAAGCCCWGCGAAGUGCAUUUGGUUCAGUGCUGCWAACGAUCACAGCUUCAACACACUUGAUGGUUAUAGAAAGCAGCCAUGGCUUGGAACACUCCAGCCUUCUUCGCAUGUAUCCUGCCAGAUACACCCAAACACUAAUAGGUUACUUGGGUCCUGUUUUACAAAGCCGUACAAGUCGUUGGGUGAAGUGUUGGCAUGCUAYAAAUGAUGGCUGGGACGUACUCAAGAAGUUCCACGCCCAAUGUGAUCAUAAGGGCCCAACUGUGACGAUAGCACAAUACCGUGAUUAUGUGUUCGGUGGCUACACGGAUACCAACUGGAAAACCACGGGUGGGUAUGCUGGAGAAUCAACAUUCAAGUCGUUCCUGUUCUCAUUGUCAAACAUCCAUGGCUUUCACCCUGUYAAGAUGAUUCUCCGAGGGUACGACAACUACGAGGCAAUUUACAACAGUAAGUUCUUCGGUCCACGGUUUGGCGCUGGCACCGACAUGAAAUUGGUACGUAAUUCAUGGUAUACCAAAGAGUCCUACAUGAGACCAAGUACGUACUUUUCUCCUCCGGGGUGCGAGAUUGACAAAUAUUGCACGUUCUAUACGGGUACACAAUAUUUUAGACCUUAUGAUAUUGAGGUGUUUUAUGAAGUAACAAACUAACUCUGAGACMUUUCUGAGAUAGCAGUUUUGCACUGCAUUGUGGUCUAGAUUCGGUACAAACAUCUUUUGUUCAUGCAGACAAAUAUGGCGUUGAUUGUAAUGAAGCUAGACCACAACGCACCAUGAUUUUGUMUUUCAGAAAAGGUCUAUUUACAUUCAACUAAUAAAUAAAAGCGAUUGGUCGUUUUAGCAAUAAAAUAUAGCAAUAAAACUAGGUGUGACUAGCGACAGGAGUGGGGAAUGCCAUAUAAGACAUGAAUUGUCAUGUUAGAGUAGCCAUUGAUUAGUGUUUAAUCAUGCUAAGUUUAUGAAAAAUGUAGCWGUGACAAUAGAGCGGAUUUUGUAUGACUGUGCAACAGCACGGAUCACAACACGGACACGGCAUGGGAACCUCGCCUUCUAGUAUUCCAAAUAAAAAUAUAAAUUUAACAAUACAUCACCGCUACGGCACGGUACGGUCACAGCGCGAAAGUACCGAGUUUUUUGCACAGUCAUACGAAAUCCGCUCUAGGUACAUGUAGCAUCAAAUGUAUUGUAACAAAAACGUUUUUUUUUAAUGGAAAUAAAACUUGUUUAUGCCAUUGCAA